GUUUCGUUAAAAAUAAAAUAAAAUAAAAUAAAUAAUUUUUUUUUGGAAAAUUCGAAAACCAAAAAGGAAAAUCUCUCUGCUCAACAAGAAACGUCUCCCGUCUCUCUCUCCUUCUCUCUCUCUCUCCCUCCUUCCCUCCCUCCCUAAUUCCUUUCCAAAAAGUCCCUUUUUUGUUUUUUAAAAUUUUAUUUUUACCGAGUCCAAUAACAAUAGAAGAGGAUUGAAAAAUUCGUUGUCUGUAAAGGGAAAGCUGUCAAAUUUAUUACCAGAGCGUGUAUAGCAACUCAAUUAAGGGAAAAGAAUACAUUUUUUUUUGUUAUAGCUGCACAGAUACGAAGUGGGAUUCUCAGAUACUGAAUUCCUACCUCUUCUGUUGGAGAAACUGCCAGUUUGGAAUUAGGGUUUUUGAGCAUAUCCGUUUAAAGGAUUGUUAUUGCUCUCGCUUUGGUGAAUCUGGUUGGGAACUUUUCCAUCUAAUAUUGUUAAAAGUGUUUUAUCAAGUCGUCAUUGGGGAAGCUGGUAAUUUCUUUAAACUAUACAACUGCGAUCUGCUUUGCUUUGUGUGGUCCUUUAUUAUUUUCUUUCUUUCCACUUGUAAAUUGGGGACUUGAAUUGUUAAUGUUUAUGCUCAUAUUAGUCGAUUAUUCUUCUUUUUCUGUUAUUAUCUAAAGUUAUGUACAGUUAUGGCAAGUUUUCUAUCCUUCUGUUGAUACAGGAUACUUUCCGUUCUUUACUACAUGGUUUACAAACGUAGCAGGAUAUUCUUGCUGUCUUUGGAUUGCUUCAUUACAAGUUCAUGUCUUUGAUUGAAUUAACUCCUUUAGGUACGGAGAGUACAUUUAAAACUGAUCAGUGCUUGUAAAUGAAUUACUUAUUCAUUCUGUUAUGAGAGAAUUUUAUUGUCUGAACAAUAGAACAGUUUAUAAAUAGGUUCAAUUCAUCAUUUCAUACAUAUCGCUUGCAGUUAAAAGAAAAAUCCUACUCCUGCUGUGCUCUGAAGUUCUAGUAGGGGGAAAAAAUGUUAGAAGUUCUCCAAAGUACUAUUUCAUGAGUGCAUGUGGAGAUGAGAUUUUUGGCACUGUUUUUUUGUUAUUCUCCGAUGUUCUACUAUAUUACUUAUGUUUGGCUAAGUUCUUAUGUUGAAUUUUUUUAAUUUUUUCUAUGUGGUUGCAGUAUGUAUUUGCUAGACAUGCUUAGUGUCAUGCUUUAUCUUCUUUGGAUCUUUGCCGAAACAAGCAUGUGGUCUGUGCUGGAAGUAAUCAAGCUUAAAUAGUUCUCAACUUUUCUUUUCUUUUUCUUUUUUUCUUUUUUCUUCUUCUUUUUUUUUUUUUUGGCUUUGUUGUAUCUGUCCACAAUCAAUCAAACAUCCUUAGUAUUAAACUUGAUACACUGUUACCACACUUGAGGUGGUCAUGGUUUCUGGUGCUUUUCUCUUUAUCUAAAAACUGAACUUCUUUGUUCAUUUUGUGUGUUUUUGUUUGCGGGUUCUUAUCUUUACAUUAAGUGUUGAGGUUUUGAGUUUAUCCAGUUUUCGUAAGAUUAAGGCAAUAUUCUUGAAAUCUAGAUUUAUGUAGGCCGGUGUCUGAAAGGUUUUUAUUUUGAAGAGAAAAAGCUACCUGUAAAUGAAUAAAAGCAUUAGAUGCCAAGUUUGGUGGUAAGGGGUAACUGUUGUGUUGCGAAAUAUAUAGACAUUAUGAUGAUGUGCAGUAAUUCCAAUUCGCUGUUGUUGAAGUUCACGUUCAUGAUGAGUUGUGAUUUUAUUUUUCUUGAAGAUAAGUUUUUUUUUUUUUUUUUGGUUUAUCUGUUUCUCAGGGGAACUGCCAAAUUGUUUCUGGAGUUUGGCCGUGGUCAAUUGUCAGUUAAUAGGAUGUGUUUGAGUUUCAGCAGGUCUGUUGUGUAAGAUCUUUACGUCAAGAUGGAACCCCCCUCAUGUUGUCCACAAAGUGACACUUCAGCCAAAGGUAUCAAUUCAACAGAGUUAAAUCAUGAUGGUCCGGCAGAGCAGAGUAGCGAUGUUAAGUUGGAUUCUACAGAUGAUACAGAUCGGCCGCAGAAACCUGGAAGUUCUCCUAUGAACAUGGAUGUAGACAAAGUUUCAGGGACAUCAAUUGACAAGUCUGUUACGUCUUCAAGUGCAGAUGAUGCCACUGAUUCCUUGGAUUGCGGUGCCAAAGGCAGUUUACCACAACCCACUGAUGUCAUCAAGGAAAAUGGUUUACCAGGACUUUCUGAUGCCAAGAAAGAGAAAGAUGAGAAUGACUCUGCAGGAAAAAGCGGUGUUGGAGAUAGUCGAUCUGCUGGUGGCUACAAAAGCACAAAAGUUUCUAGAAGUAAUGAAGCCAGCAAUCACCACAAUGAGGAGUCUGCUGCCAUACUGUUGUCUAAAAUAGAAGGUAAUAAGCUCGAGACUGAAAGUAUUCAGGAGGACAGUAGCAAUAAUGGCGAGGAGCAUGUUCAUCAUACUGAGCUUCAUGUCAAUGACUCUAAUUCGGUUCAGAUAAAAUCGGGAACUGAUCUAGAUUAUGACAUUGAAGAUCCACUUGAACUUGCCCGGCUAGUCGCCAUCGAGGCCAAGAGGGAAGUAGAUUGCAGAGAACAGAGUUGUAGUUCUUCUGACAAAUUACCAGGAGGUGAGGCUCCUCGGCCAGAUAGCCCGGACUCCGAAUGUGGUGCUGAAUCACGUCCCCAAGAAGACGACUCUCUUAAGGGCUCUUCUUCUUCUGCAGAGCUUGAUCUAUCUGCUGAUUCUUCAUCACCUGGGAAAGAAGAAGAACCAGGUAUCACUUCAAAAAGUCAAGAUGCUGUACCAGGAAAUGGGACGGCACAGGAGGUGGGAUCCUCCCAGGUUACCGAAGUGGCUCAAGAAAACUCCGCCAAUCCUGAGAAAGGGUUGUGCAAUUUUGAUCUAAAUAUGGACGUCUGUUCAGAGGAUGCGGAUCACCUAGAUAACAAUUCAAUGUCUAUGCCCGUUUCGGUUGUUUCUGCCUCACGUGCUGCUGCUGUUCCUGGGUUGCCUGUUUCUCCUUUGCAGUUUGAAGGUGCACUUGGAUGGAAAGGUACUGCUGCAACGAGUGCUUUCCGCCCUGCAUCACCUUGCAGAAUACCUGAAAUGGAUAAGGCUCAUUCAACCGGGGGAAGCAACAGUAGCUCAAAACGUGAUGGCUGUCUUGUCAUUGAUCUGAAUGCUAAUGAAAGUUUAGAUGAGAGAGGUAUGGAUCAUCCUUUGCAGGAAAAACAGAUCCCGGUUCUAUCCGGCUUGCCUUCUGGGGAAUCUUCUGUUGAUGCGAGUCCAAGAAGAUCAGAAAGAAUCGAGUUGGAUCUCAACCAAGCAAGUGAGGAUGGUGAUGCACGUAUAGACUGGCGAACUGACGGACUGGUCUUUCACCAGAGAAAUGGCUACAUUAGUCAUUCUCCUUCAUCAUCUUCAUCAUCCAAGCAGCCUUCUCUAAGGAAUAUUGAUCUGAAUGAUCAGCCAUCUUUGGCUAACGAAUCUGCAGAUCAUCAUCCUUUUCUAAGCAGGUUAUCUCAUCAAAGUUUUAGUGCAAAUCCUAGUGUUAAAAGAACCGAUGACACGGUUAUAUCCAUCAUGGGGAUGAAGGUGGAGGUGAACCGGAAAGAUUUUACUAAUCCCCAUCCCCAAUCUCUUCCAUUUUUGAAGAAUUUUGAUCCUGCCCUGGAUGCUAACAUGGCGAGAAACAUGGGCCCUCUUGGGAUGGGACCCACUAUUCCGUACCCUCAUUCUGCAAGCUAUGGUUACAAUGGAGGGCUAACAUCAGGACCUGCUUUGCCUUUCACACCAGCUAUGUACGGACCUGGUGGCUCCUUCCCUUACAUGUUGGAUUCUCGAGGAGCGCCUGUUGUCCCUCAAGUAAUGGGCUCUGCUUCAAAUGUUCCACCUGUUUUUCCACAGCACCCAUUCUUUAUGAGCAUAACCGGUCCUGGCACCUCACCUGCAAAUGGGACUGCGCCAGGCCCUUCUCGCAAUAGCUUUGAUCUAAAUUCUGGACUAACGCUCGAUGGAGGAGCAAACCGGGAUAUUGUUGGGUUUAGACAAUUUCUGAACCCAGGGCACCAUACAUUCCUGAUGGACGACUACAUGAAGUCGAGUAAUUCGCAAGCAUCGACUAGUUCAGGCUCUGGUGUGAAGCGCAAAGAACCAGAUAGUGGGUGGGAAGCUUUCCCAUUCAGACAUGGAAAUAGAAUGUAAGUUGCCCCCAAACCUGGGAUGACAAAAACAAGGCUUUAGGGGGUUCAAUAGGGAAGUUUGUCAUCAAGCUAGUAGGGUGGCAGGUUUGACAGAAAUGAAUAAAAUUUGAUAGCGGGAGGGGGGUUCAUAGGGUGUCAUAUGAUUAUUAAUUUUAAUGCUAAAAGGUUACGUAGAUCGUAGGUUUAAUUGUUUUCCCAUAAUGUUUUUGAUAAUUUAGAUGGUUUUCUUUGGCAUUUCAUAGAAGAAGGCAAUUGUUGCUAUAGAUAACUUUUUCACUUGUAAUUCUGAUGAUAUAUAUAUAUAUAUAUCAACGAAAGUUUUCAGAGACCACUGCCUCUUCAAUUUUCGUGCAGACGAACAGAUCAACUGCUGACCACCUUGAAUCACGGUCGUGGGUUUAUUCUUGUAUUUAUUUUGGUUGUUCCCUGGUUUUCUUCAUGUCGUCUAGAA
Oldenlandia corymbosa var. corymbosa is the source of this 4657-nucleotide messenger RNA. Lineage: Eukaryota; Viridiplantae; Streptophyta; Magnoliopsida; Gentianales; Rubiaceae. The record is from the annotation of a GenBank genome assembly.